AUGUCUCCCAAGUCAGCACAACCCAUGUCUCCCAAGUCAGCACAACCCAUGUCUCCCAAGUCAGCACAACCCAUGUCUCCCGAGUCAGCACAACCCAUGUCUCCCGAGUCAGCACAACCCAUGUCUCCCGAGUCAGCACAACCCAUGUCUCCCGAGUCAGCACAACCCAUGUCUCCCGAGUCAGCACAACCCAUGUCUCCCGAGUCAGCACAACCCAUGUCUCCCGAGUCAGCACAACCCAUGUCUCCCGAGUCAGCACAACCCAUGUCUCCCGAGUCAGCACAACCCAUGUCUCCCGAGUCAGCACAACCCAUGUCUCCCGAGUCAGCACAACCCAUGUCUCCCGAGUCAGCACAACCCAUGUCUCCCGAGUCAGCACAACCCAUGUCUCCCGAGUCAGCACAACCCAUGUCUCCCGAGUCAGCACAACCCAUGUCUCCCGAGUCAGCACAACCCAUGUCUCCCGAGUCAGCACAACCCAUGUCUCCCGAGUCAGCACAACCCAUGUCUCCCGAGUCAGCACAACCCAUGUCUCCCGAGUCAGCACAACCCAUGUCUCCCAAGUCAGCACAACCCAUGUCUCCCAAGUCAGCACAAGUGUUCAUGACGGCGGGCAAGGGGUGGGGGGUGCGCACGCUGGAGCGGCUGCCGCGGGGGGCGUUUGUGUUUGAGUAUGCGGGCGAGGUGGUCACCAACACUGAGAUGGACGAGCGCAACCAGCAGCAGGCGAGGAACCAGCGCGGCACCUUCCCUAUCUACCUGGAUGCGGACUGGGCGGCGGAGGGGGGUCUGACUGACGAUGAGGCCCUGUGCCUGGAUGCCACGAAGCUUGGCAACGUGGCGCGAUUCGUCAACCACAGGUACCUCAUGGGCCUGCGCGUCCCUUCAACCAUAAGUGUUUUGUCAAGUCAGCCAUGA
Molecule: messenger RNA, 918 nt
Organism: Closterium sp. Naga37s-1
Lineage: Eukaryota; Viridiplantae; Streptophyta; Zygnematophyceae; Desmidiales; Closteriaceae
Source: the annotation of a GenBank genome assembly